AUGAAUACAUCGUUGCCAUUUGUGUCAAAUGAGACCAGCAGCUGGCUCCUUUACAUCCUCACCGACUCAGCUCUUCCGACUGGUGGAUUUGUAGCAUCUUCUGGACUAGAGGCCACAUACCAAGCUGGUCUUUUAACGGCAGAUAACCUUUCUGACUUUGUCACAACUUCUGCUCAUUCCUAUGCUUGGCAAACAAAUGGAUUUGUCAGAGCCGGCUGGGAAGCACCUGACGAUGCUAAUCCGAUCUCUCAACUAGAAGAAUCUGAUUCUAUCUGUGAUGCUGUGAUGGUGGCCAACACAGUUGCAAGACGCGCCUCACUUGCUCAAGGUGUGGCUAUGCUCACUCUGUACCUUAAAUGUUUCACUAAGAAUGCUACUCCGGAUGGUGUCAAGGUAGUCAAGAGCUGGAAAAACAAGAUUCGUGCUGGACAGACAGAUGGUCAUUUUUCGGUGUGCUUUGGGCUUAUCUGCCGCUAUCUUGAUGUUGAUUUAGAGAACACCUUGCACCUCUGGCUUUACCUCUUUACAAGAUCACUGUACUCUUCUGCUGUUCGACUGAACAUAAUUGGUCCAUAUGAAGCACAGAGAUUACUACUAGAUUCUCGUGGGUCUGUAGAAAAGAUUGUAAAGAAAACAAAAGAUGUAACAGUGGACAAUUGCUGUCAAACAAACCCACUACUUGAUGUAUGUCAGGGUAUGCAUGAUCGCUUGUAUUCCAGACUUUUCAAUAGUUAA
This is a messenger RNA of Phycomyces blakesleeanus NRRL 1555(-), 735 nucleotides long. RefSeq lists its product as hypothetical. The record is from RefSeq and is a predicted model, not a curated record. The transcript has 2 exons. Gene Ontology annotation, molecular function: nickel cation binding. The coding region runs from base 1 to 735 and encodes 244 amino acids. Lineage: Eukaryota; Fungi; Mucoromycota; Mucoromycetes; Mucorales; Phycomycetaceae.